Molecule: messenger RNA, 2967 nt
Organism: Delphinapterus leucas (beluga whale)
Lineage: Eukaryota; Metazoa; Chordata; Mammalia; Artiodactyla; Monodontidae
Gene: CDK15
Product: cyclin dependent kinase 15
Biological process (GO): protein phosphorylation
Cellular component (GO): cytoplasm; nucleus; cytosol
Molecular function (GO): cyclin binding; ATP binding; cyclin-dependent protein serine/threonine kinase activity
Source: RefSeq, a predicted model, not a curated record
UCACUCCCGACGUAGGUGGAGUUAUAUGCCAACGGAGUCUGGUAGGGAUCAAAAUUACUAAAGGGGCGUUAGGCAUCGCGGGCAACGUUCCCGAGAUACUGCCUUUCCCUUAGGACCAGGCAGAGCCACGACUCCUAAGAUGCGCUUGGGCAAUGACGUAACGUGGCGUCGCCAGGGCCUAACUACGAGCGGUUCCAUGGUAACGGUGAGGAGAGUGGUUGGGAGCUGCAGUCAUUUUGCUGCUACCUCAGACUGCUGUAGUCCGAAGCUCAGACUGCUGUAGUCCGAAGGGAAGAGAAAGAGAGAGGAUAUAUAUCCUUGUCUUUGUAUAUUCAUAUCUUGGCUCUGACAGGGUGCAUUAAAGUGACUGACACUGGGGAGGAAAAUUGGGAACAAAGAUUGGCUGUUGACUAAUGUUCCUGUUGGCGAAAGUCCUACAAGAAUCCUUCUGGGCUCAAAGGGCAAAAGGAUUGAAGGUGGUGGUUUACCUGCCCUGAGGCAAUCCAUGGCUGUCCUGGUUUCAGCUGCGCACAUAUGAAUGCAGGCGGCCGCCUUUCUGAUGUGCAGUUUCUUGCACUGAUGAAGAAAAACUGCUGAAGUCAUGAGGCUGCUCCAAGCAGAGCCCUCAUGUGAGUCAUAUGAAAGCUCCAGCAUUGCUGACCUCUGGCAAAAAGGGAGUGAACAAGGACAAGAGAGGCAGAGGGAGAGAGGUUCAAGUGCCGGGUUUUCUCCUUGAACCUAGAAGAUUAUGGGCCAAGAGCUGUGUGCAAAGACUCUGCAGCCUGGAUGCAGCUGCCAUUGCUGUUGGGAGGGAGGAGAUGCACACAGCCGUCAGAGGAGUGCUCCGGUGAUGAUGGAGGCUGCGAUCAAGCUAACAGACCUAAAAGAAGCAUCAUGUUCCAUGACUUCAUUUCACCCCAGGGGACUUCAGGCUGUCCAUGCCCGGAAGUUCAAGAGUAAAAGGCCACGGAGUAACAGCGAUUCUUUUCAGGAAGAGGAUCUGAGUCGGGGGUUUCAGUGGAGGAAGAGCCUCCCCUUUGGGGCAGCCUCAUCUUACUUGAACUUGGAGAAGCUGGGUGAAGGUUCUUACGCUACAGUUUACAAGGGGAUUAGCCGGAUAAAUGGACAACUAGUGGCUUUAAAAGUCAUCAGCAUGAAUGCAGAGGAAGGAGUCCCAUUUACAGCCAUCCGGGAAGCUUCUCUCCUGAAGGGUUUGAAACAUGCCAAUAUUGUGCUGCUCCAUGACAUUAUCCACACCAAAGAGACACUGACAUUCGUUUUUGAAUACAUGCACACAGACCUGGCUCAGUAUAUGUCUCAGCAUCCAGGAGGGCUUCAUCCUCACAAUGUCAGGCUUUUCAUGUUUCAACUUUUGCGGGGCCUGGCGUACAUCCACCACCAACACGUCCUCCACAGGGACCUGAAACCUCAGAACUUACUCAUCAGUCACCUGGGAGAACUCAAAGUGGCUGAUUUUGGUCUUGCUCGGGCCAAGUCCAUUCCCAGCCAGACAUACUCUUCAGAAGUUGUGACUCUCUGGUACCGCCCUCCUGAUGCCUUGCUGGGAGCCACUGAAUAUUCCUCUGAACUGGACAUAUGGGGUGCAGGCUGCAUCUUUAUUGAAAUGUUCCAGGGUCAACCCUUGUUUCCUGGGGUUUCCAACAUCCUUGAACAGCUGGAGAAGAUCUGGGAGGUGCUGGGAGUCCCUACAGAGGAUAACUGGCCUGGAGUUUCCAAGCUACCUAACUACAAUCCAGAAUGGUUCCCACUGCCUAAGCCUCAGAGCCUUCAGAAUGUCUGCAACCGGUAAGACAGGGCUCCGGAAGCUGAAGACCUGGCCUCCCAAAUGCUGAAAGGCUUUCCAAGAGACCGUGUCUCCGCCCAGGAAGCACUGGUUCACAAUUAUUUCAGGCCCCUGCCUGCUCAGCUGCACCAACUUCCUGAUGUGGAGUCUUUAUUUACAGUUUCAGGAGUGAGGCUAAAGCCAGAAAUGUGUGACCUUUUGGCCUCCUACCGGAAAGGUCACCACCUAGCUGGGUUUAGCAAAUGCUGGUGAAAAGAAAGGGCGAGAUCACCAAGAUUUUCCAGGACUACCUGUAUUGCUGUUUCCGUUUUAAUUUGCUUCCACUUACUAAGAAGCUUCAAAUCUAACUCCACACUGGACCAAGGGUUUUAUACCACCACCUGUGAUGUGGAAUAUUUUAAAUAUGAUGUCCAAGGCAACAGUGCAUAAUACUUGAGGAAAAAGCAAUGAAAGGUUAUUGAUGCUGUCAUUUGCCUAGAAUUUAACAGUGAUUGGCUCAAAAAUUAGACAUAGAUUGAAAUCAUCUGAGAAGAGAACUUCUGAAUAAUUUCAUUCAUUUCGUUAUUUGAUAGAGUGAUCCUUGGGCCAGAAGGAGAACAGGACAGACGGGAGACAACAAUUGAAAGACUUUGGAGACAGAGCUGGUGCUUGCAGAGGCCUGUCACUCCUGUGGUCACUUACAAUUUCCCGCAACAAAAGGACUUCUGUGGCAAGGAGAGGAUUAGUCUAAAGUUUAGAAAAGUCUACAGGGAAGGUGGUUUCUUGGAUAAAGUUGUCAACGAAAGGAGUCUUGCUUAAGACUCUUUGUUAUGAUUUCCUAGGGGGCGCUUCUUCCUUCACUAACUGGAUUGUCAAAACACAUUACCACCCCAUCCCAGCCAGAUUUUGGGAGUUUGGAUUGAGCUGCUGGUUAGAAUUAAAUUUCAGGCUGUCUCCUUCUACUGAAUCCUAAUUGUCUGUGAUGACAGCAAAAGUGAUGAGUAAUCUCAGCUCUGACUUGAUGGCAGAGAUACUGAAUAGAUAGAUAAGAGCAAAGAGUUCCAAAGUUGUAAUUCAAGUCCUGUUGCACCAUGAGAUACACAUGCUUGUGUGCACACACAUAAGCCUCAAAUAAAAUGAGAGAUCUGUCUCGGCUAACAUGUAUUUCAUUUUCUACAAUGGGU